Messenger RNA from Arabis nemorensis, 180 nucleotides. Lineage: Eukaryota; Viridiplantae; Streptophyta; Magnoliopsida; Brassicales; Brassicaceae. The record is from the annotation of a GenBank genome assembly.
AUGAAGACAUGGAGGAGGAAAUAUGACCGACAAGUUCUCGAGUCCGACGGUUUCGAAGUUGAUUACUUUCGUCUUCCGGAUGGUGGAAUAAUUCCCCGCAUAUUCAAAGAUAAGUACGAUUAUCCAUUCGACUUAGGCCUUUUUGCUAGAUUGGGACUUCACUGUUACAAUCUUCAGAAG